AGUUUUUAUUAAAAGUAUAUAUUUCAGCACCCCGCGGAAGGACCGCAGUUGUACAGGACAAACAUAGGUACCGGUAAGCGUUUUCAGAAUGGACAUUUUUACAAGAAUCGACUGAUGGUGACUCAAUGUUGUCGCCAGCAAAUGUCGCGACCAGUCAUCAAAAGUCAACUCCGCCUUGACGUGAGAGACCGGUGGUGAGCGUUCCUCAGCUAGGGUCAGGGUUGAUGAGGGCUGCGGGAUUCAUUCCUGCCUAUUUGUACGAGAUUUAGAUGAUCUACCGUAGUUUGUUUUCAGAUCUUUUGAAGAAGGUUCGUUCCUGGAGUCUGGCAGCGAGGCAAGUCAAUGUGAAGACAGCAUGCGGUGAUGGUGAGGCAGCCUGAGUCUGUGUAAAAUGAAGAGCCCGGUGCACAGGUGUAGGGACGUGGAGAGCCAGGCUGCCUGCCUGCAGACUGAGCAGCAGCAGUAUGUCCCGGUCUCCCAGCACACCUCCAGCAGCAUGUGGUUUAUCAGGGACGCGUGUGGCAUCGUGUGUGGGGUCAUCACCUGGAUGUUGGUGUUCUAUGCUGAAUUUGUAGUGCUCUUCGUCAUGCUGUUGCCUUCUAAAAACCUGACCUAUAGCUUAGUCAACGGCACUGUGUUCAAUACUCUGGCCUUCCUGGCUCUCGCCUCUCACUUCCGGGCCAUGUGCACCGACCCUGGAGCUGUGCCAAAAGGGAAUGCCACUAAAGAGUACAUCGAGAGUCUUCAGCUGAAGCCGGGACAGGUGGUCUACAAGUGUCCCAAAUGUUGCAGCAUCAAGCCUGACCGGGCACACCACUGUAGUGUGUGCAUGCGCUGCAUCCGGAAGAUGGACCACCACUGUCCCUGGGUGAACAACUGUGUGGGAGAGAACAACCGGAAGUACUUUGUGCUCUUCACAAUGUACAUUGCACUCAUCUCUCUCCACUCUCUGGUGAUGGUGGUCUUCCACUUCCUCUACUGCUUUGAAGAUGAUUGGACAAAGUGCAGUUCCUUCUCACCUCCUGCGACCGUCAUCCUCCUCAUCCUCCUGUGCUUUGAGGCCCUCCUCUUCCUCCUCUUCACCUCCGUGAUGUUCGGGACUCAGGUCCAUUCCAUCUGUACAGAUGAGACGGGCAUCGAGCGUCUGAAGGGGGAGCAGGCCAGGUGGGAGAAGACUUCAUGCUGGGAGGCCAUGAAGUCAGCGUUUGGAGGGCCCUUCUCCCCAUCCUGGCUCAGCCCCUUCUCUGACCUCCAGUGUAAGAGGGAUCCCAAUGCCCACGUGGUGGUGCCACAGGGGGAGAUCAUCGAGGAGGACGUCAUAGAGAUACCACUGGUCUAGUAUCAUAGACUCCCAUAGAAAUAGAACGAAUAGAAUGGGCGUGGCACCUACAACCCUGGCAAUUAGACUGGUUAACUCAUGGAUGCCUGGUUAUAACCCUGGCCAUUAGACUGGUUAACUCAUGGGUACGCUCCCUAUGGAUGCCUGGUUAUAACCCUGGCCAUUAGACUGGUUAACUCAUGGGUACGCUCCCCUAUGGAUGCCUGGUUAUAACCCUGGCCAUUAGACUGGUUAACUCAUGGGUACGCUCCCUAUGGAUGCCUGGUUAUAACCCUGGCCAUUAGACUGGUUAACUCAUGGGUACGCUCCCUAUGGAUGCCUGGUUAUAACCCUGGCCAUUAGACUGGUUAACUCAUGGGUACGCUCCCUAUGGAUGCCUGGUUAUAACCCUGGCCAUUAGACUGGUUAACUCAUGGGUACGCUCCCUAUGGAUGCCUGGUUAUAACCCUGGCCAUUAGACUGGUUAACUCAUGGGUACGCUCCCUAUGGAUGCCUGGUAUUGUGAUCCAUUAUGCUGCCAUUGACUUAAUAAUAAUGAUCAGGAGGGUGCUUCCAUUGAUCCUGUUUCACACAUGGACAAGUAUGUAUUAUACGCAUGAGUGAAUUGGACAUUUCGUUUUUUUGCAUAUCCCAACUCCCCCUGAGGCACCCUGGGAGAGUGGGGUCUGGACUAUGCUUGAAUGGGGACGCCAGUUCUAUUCAUUCUAUUUCUAUUGAGACUCCACUGGUCUAGUGUGGUGUCUUCCUACAGUGCUACUGCUGAUUGGACCAAAGCCUUAAAGGGGCUCUAUCCUUAGAAUGACCCACAAAAUGUCCAGGUCUAUGCCCCUGGUGAUGUGAAUGAGGUGUAAGUUCGACGGGGACGAGUUGGAUUGACCCAAACGUGCUCUUUCAGUACUCAAGAGCAUCCCAUGCAUACACAGCUCUGCAUGGUUCAGUUGUGUUGAGGGAAGAGCUCUAGAAGUGACCUGUGGACUGUGCAGAAUCUAGACUGUCUGUGGCCUUCCUCUACUCUUACUUCACUGAGUGCCUUUUAUAAACUGUCAAACUGAGAAUUGACAGUUACUAGCCUUAUUCUGCAAGGUAUGCAGGUGGUAACAGUUUUUAACCUUUUUUUUUUAUGUCUGUAUUAUCAUGUUAGAGAAUUACAUUACCUUUAUAAGUGUGUUUUAAUUAAAGGGCCUUAUCUAAACAUUCCAUUAUUAAUGUUCAAUAACAUUCAAAUGUUAACAUACAACUGUCAUGCAUUUAUUAUCAUUGUCUUAAUCUGGAACAUGAAGCGCAAACACUAUUUUAUUGAAUGAGGGUUAGAUGAUAGUGUAGGGGGGUUAGAUGAUAGUGUAGGGGGGUUAGAUGAUAGU
Coregonus clupeaformis (lake whitefish) is the source of this 2700-nucleotide messenger RNA. Its product is annotated as palmitoyltransferase ZDHHC3-A. The record is from RefSeq and is a predicted model, not a curated record. NCBI's taxonomy places the organism in Eukaryota, Metazoa, Chordata, Actinopteri, Salmoniformes, Salmonidae. The transcript is spliced from 9 exons. Gene Ontology annotation, cellular component: Golgi apparatus; endoplasmic reticulum. Gene Ontology annotation, molecular function: protein-cysteine S-palmitoyltransferase activity. The coding region runs from base 392 to 1339 and encodes 315 amino acids. Gene Ontology annotation, biological process: peptidyl-L-cysteine S-palmitoylation; protein targeting to membrane.